UCAGUUUCUGCCUUUAGGGUUUUAAAAUCUCUUCACCUCCCCCAAUUCCAAUUCCAAAUCCAAAUCCAAAUCCACGCACGCGACCAACAAAUUACCCCAAAUCCCUAACCCUACAUCGCCUCAACAUGGAUUCGGUCAAAUUGACGCAAGGCGCAAUAGCUUUCAUGACCAGCGACGCCGCCGACGCCGACAAGUCCAACUUCAAGCCGGUGCUGCAGGUCGUCAGUGUGCGCCUCGUCAAUACUCAGAAUCAGACCGCCGAGCGCUACCGCGUCCUGCUCUCCGAUGGUGAAUUCACUCAGCAAGGAAUGCUGGCCACCCAGCGCAAUGAAUUGGUGAAAUCGAAUUAUCUGCAGAAUGGCUCUGUUGUUAGGUUGACGCAGUUCGUCUGCAACGUUGUCCAGAAUCGCAAGAUUAUCAUCAUCAUUGAUCUAGAUGUGAUAGUUGACAAAUGUGAUCAGAUUGGUCAACCAAAUCAGUAUCCAGUGAAGGGUGAUGGCCCUGUCCCUGCCCCUGGCCCUGCUGUAACCAGACCAUAUGCACCAAGUCAGCUGAUGAAUCAGCCAGCUUACCCUGCCGAGUCAUCAUUUAGCGUUUCCUCUCCAAUGCAACCUGUGGGUGCUAGUCCUGCUGGAGCCCAAUUUCAACAGUCAGGGGAAGAGUACAAUGCUGGCACACAUUCUUAUGGUAAUUCUUUUCCUAGCAAUAUGAAUCCGGGUAGAUAUAACCCUCCGAAUGCGUCGCAAGUAUUUCCCAGACCUGAACCUGGUUCAGCCUAUCCCAAACCUGAUGUUGGUCCAGGCAUUCCACGAGCUCAGUUUAACAAUUAUGCCCGCCCGCCUAGUUCAUUGCAUCAGCAGCCGUCUCCAAUCUAUUCAAAUAGAGGUCCAAUUGCCAAAAAUGAAGCUCCUUCAAGAAUAAUACCAAUUGCAGCAUUGAAUCCGUAUCAAGGUAGGUGGACAAUCAAGGCCAGAGUGACAACAAAGAGUGAACUCAGGCUGUACAGCAAUCCUCGAGGUGAUGGAAAAGUGUUCUCAUUCGAUCUGGUUGAUGCUGAUGGUGGAGAAAUAAGGGUCACUUGCUUCAAUGCUGUUGCGGAUCAAUUUUACCAACUAAUUGAGCCUGGCAGGGUUUAUAUGAUCUCCAAAGGAACGCUAAAACCUGCACAGAAAGCAUUUAACCACCUACGCAAUGAUCAUGAGAUAAUGCUGGAUAGUACAUCAACUGUGCAACCUUGUCAUGAAGAUGAUAGGGCCAUCCCACAGCAGCAAUUUCAUUUCCGCCCCAUAAGUGAUAUAGAAGGUCUGGACAACAACAGUAUUUUGGAUUUGAUUGCUAUUGUUUCUUCAAUCAAUCCACCCAGCUCUAUAAUGAGGAAAAAUGGUACUGAAACUCAAAAAAGAACUCUCCAAUUGAAGGAUAUGUCUGGGAGAAGUGUUGAGUUGACUUUGUGGGGAAACUUCUGCAACGCUGAAGGACAAAAGCUACAAUCCAUGUGCGAUUCUGGUCUUUUUCCUGUUUUGGCAGUGAAAUCUGGCAGGGUUAAUGACUUCAAUGGGAAAUCUGUGGGCACCAUAUCCAGUACUCAGUUGAUUAUAGAGCCUGAUUGUCCCGAGGUUCAGAAACUUAAAACUUGGUUCGACAGCAAUGGUAAGAACACACCUGCUAUAUCUCUUUCAAAGGAAUCAGGCCCAGCCCGUAUGGAUGUACGCAAAACCAUAUCUCAGAUCAAAGAUGAAAAGUUAGGGACCUCUGAGAAGCCAGAUUGGAUCACAGUAUCUGCCUCAAUUGUAUUCAUAAAAGUUGAUAACUUUUGUUAUACUGCAUGUCCAGUCAUGAUUGGAGAUCGACAGUGCAACAAAAAGGUUACUAACAAUGGAGAUGGGAAAUGGCGUUGUGAGAGAUGUGACCAGUCAGUUGAUGAGUGUGAUUAUAGGUAUAUCCUCCAGAUGCAAAUCCAGGAUCACACUGGCUUAACAUAUGUGACUGCAUUUCAGGAGACCGGAGAGGAGAUAAUGGGUAGAUCUGCCAAAGAGCUGUACUACAUGAAAUAUGAAGAACAAGAUGAUGAUAAAUUCUCUGAGCUGGUGCAUGAUGUCCUUUUUACAAAAUUUAUCUUUAAACUGAAAGUGAAGGAAGAGAUUUUCAGCGAUGAACAGCGGGUAAAGUCAACUGUAGUCAGAGCAGAUAAGGUUAACUACCCAACAGAGACCAAGUAUCUGCUUGAUUUGGUUUCUAAAUUAAAAGAUGAUGACUUAGGUUCACUACCUCCUAAAAGUGAGAGUAUGUCUGCAGUAUCCGGGCUGACUAGUGGUGGAUUUGGUGGAAGCAGACAGCCUGAAACUGGUGCAGCUAUGAAUUACAGCGGAGUUGCUAACAAUGUGGCUAGAGAGGGUGGUGCAAGUAUGAGUCAAUAUGGUAACCAGUAUGGUGGCUCGAGAUAUCCUUCAACCGGUUCGACUGGAAUGUAUACAAGUUGUGGUAGCUGUGGUGGCUCCGGGCAUAGCUCUGCAAAUUGCCCAAGCCUAAUGACUGGUGCUGGACAAUCAUAUGGAACUGGGCCAACUGGCUUUAGCAACAGGGCGACGCCUGGGGCUGCUGGUGGUGGUGGUGGUGCAUCUGGAGACUGCUUUAAAUGCCAUCAACCUGGGCACUGGGCAAAUGACUGCCCUAAUGUUGGCAGUGCUCCUCCUGCUUAUGGGGGCAAUAAUGCCAAUCCUGACUGCUUUAAAUGCCAUCAACCUGGCCACUGGGCAAAGAACUGCCCUAAUAUUGGCAAUGUUCCUCCUGCUUAUGGGAGCAAUAAUGCUAAUCCCGGGAGAUACGGAAUGGCAUCGAAGCAGUACUAAGAUUUACUGGCUGAUGAUAUCUUUUUUCGAACAUAAGGAUUGCCUUCUAUGAAAUUAAAUAUUUUUGUUUUAGGCGGAAGCAGGCUUUCAAGUCAUGUGUUUUAAUUUUCUGUGAAGAGGUGUUCAUCAUGUAAUGGCUCUGGCUUCUUGUUGGCUUGGGUUUUGUUACGAAUGUACUGCUUAAAAUGCUUUUGUAAAUUAGUCAUAUCAUAUCUUUUGUGGAA
Salvia hispanica is the source of this 3073-nucleotide messenger RNA. RefSeq names its product replication protein A 70 kDa DNA-binding subunit A. Gene Ontology annotation, biological process: nucleotide-excision repair; telomere maintenance via telomerase; double-strand break repair via homologous recombination. Gene Ontology annotation, cellular component: nucleus; DNA replication factor A complex. NCBI's taxonomy places the organism in Eukaryota, Viridiplantae, Streptophyta, Magnoliopsida, Lamiales, Lamiaceae. Gene Ontology annotation, molecular function: damaged DNA binding; single-stranded telomeric DNA binding; zinc ion binding. The record is from RefSeq and is a predicted model, not a curated record.